AUGUCAUCCAACCAGGACGCCUCUGCCGGACCUGAGAGGCCGCGCCCCCCGCCAAACCGCCGAAGAGACAAACCCACAGUGGUAUGCGAAACUUGUCGCAAACGCAAUGGCCCUCUCUCUGCCGGGAUUUCCCAGCAUGCUUCCAGUGCUCGACCACGGGCAAAUCUGCAAGCUCGAUUGGCCCAGCUCGAGAGCUUGGUUGUGACGAUGAUGGAGGACCCUGGGCCGUCACGCGAAACUCCUGUGACGACGGCGCUCACUGGAAAUAGCGCAACGGGUUAUGUCCCAGCAGGCAAUAGCACGCCAACCGAAGCCCGCGAUGAAUCAUCAAAGACGUCUGAGAGUGGCAGUAUCCGGCUGAACGCAUCCGAGGCUCGGUAUGUUGGGAGCAGUCACUGGGCCUCGAUUCUGGACGGGAUCGCCGAGUUGAAGGACCACUUGGAGGCGGAGGAGGAGAUCCAGACCAACAGUGCGACUCCCGGCUCAAUCCCCGCCCCAGAAGACGACAUGGAGAUGCCGCUGCUGUACAGCGUACGCUCUGCCUCGAGGGCACAGAUCCUGGACUCGAUUCCUCCGAAGCAAGUUCUGGACCGCUACAUAUCGCACUAUUUCAACUCUCUGGACUUGGCAUCAGGUUUGUGA
Molecule: messenger RNA, 642 nt
Organism: Colletotrichum chrysophilum
Lineage: Eukaryota; Fungi; Ascomycota; Sordariomycetes; Glomerellales; Glomerellaceae
Exons: 2
Coding region: 1-642 (213 amino acids)
Source: RefSeq, a predicted model, not a curated record